Messenger RNA from Poeciliopsis prolifica (blackstripe livebearer), 3046 nucleotides. Its product is annotated as protein C12orf4 homolog. The record is from RefSeq and is a predicted model, not a curated record. Gene Ontology annotation, cellular component: cytoplasm. Lineage: Eukaryota; Metazoa; Chordata; Actinopteri; Cyprinodontiformes; Poeciliidae. Gene Ontology annotation, biological process: regulation of mast cell degranulation.
GCAUUCAGAAAAGUUUGAAUACUGUGGAGUUGACGAGAUAAUAAAACAUGUAAUACUGUCCAAAUUACUAGGAAGAAAGACAACAGCUGAUCCAAUAGUCAAAUAAAAUUAAAGUAAAAGUAGAUUUGGUUGAUUUGUUAAAUCUAACUCAAAAAGCAAUAGUUGUCAGAUAAUAUUUUCUCUCAAAUUAACAGUUUGAUAACAUAAUCCUUCAGUGAAGUCCGGGUUCACACUCCGCACCAGUAGGUGGCGCUGUUGCACCAAAGCCCUGGAAACCGCAUGAACAAGGAAGUGGAAGAAGCAGAAGACGCAGAGUGGCGAACCGGUCAGCUGACCUGCUCCAUCAGCAGAAUUAACGCUUCUGUUCAUUUAUUGUCAGGUGAACUUCAGGAAUUUGUGAUUUAGUGUCUUCUCGAGGCGCCGCCAUGUCGCUCCAGCCGUUUCCAGCUCCGGACACCAUGAGCAGAAGCAACGCGAGCGGAAGCAAAGCGAGCGGAACCGCUGGCAGGGAGUUCGUGUUCGAGUUCAAGGCCGGGAAGAACACCUGCGUGCUCAGAGUUCCGCUGCAGCUUCCGGUCCAGCUGAACAUCCGGGACCUGCACGGGAGGCUCAUGCUGCUGCACAACAUCCCCUGCUACAUAGAAGAUGAGCUGAAAGCCGCCCUCUCCGCCUUCAUGGAGGAGCAGAGCGGCCUGGACUUUGACCGUGAGGCGGAGCUGGCCCUGCAGCGCCUCGCCUGCAGCGCCGUGGACAUCAACCAGCUGACCAGCGCGUGGGCCGCAUCCUACGCUCAGACCAGCCUGGAGCACGCUCGGCCCGAGGAGCCCAGCUGGGACGAAGACUUUGCUGACGUUUACCACGAACUGAUCCACUCGCCUGCCUCCGAAACGCUGCUGAACCUGGAGCACAGCUACUUCGUCAGCGUGUCGGAGCUGAUCAGCGAGCGAGACGUGGAGCUCAGCAAGCUGCAGAGGGUAGUGCCGCAAGCAGCAGAGAUGGACAAAGUGAUGCAUGAGCUGGGAAACACGCUGAGCGACCACGAUGUCAACGCCGUGGCUUCGCAACACUUUGAUGCUCAGCAGGUGCUGGAGAACAGGUGGGCGAGCGAGCUGAAGCAGGUGAUGACCAUCCAGAAGCAGGAGUACCAGGACUGGGUCAUUAAGCUGCACCAGGAUCUGCAGAAAUCCAACAACAGCAGCAAAAUCAACGAGGAGAUCAAGGUGCAGCCGGGCCGGCUGGCGGAGGCUGCGGACGGCGACUGCAGGCCGUUCGAGGAGCAUCCGCUGCUGGAGGAGAGCUUCACCAUCCACCUAGGAGCGCAGCUCAAGACGAUGCACAACCUGCGGCUGGUCCGUGCCGACGUGUUGGACUUCUGCAAGCACCGGCGCUACAGCAGCAGCGGCGCCAAGCUGCGGCGCUUGCAGACGGCGCUGUCGCUCUACUCGUCCUCGCUCUGCGGCCUGGUGCUGCUGGUGGACAACCGGGUCAACUCCUACAGCGGCAUCAAGAGAGACUUUGCCACGGUGGCGAAGGAAUGCACCGACUUCCACUUCCUGAGCCUGGAGCAGCAGCUGGAGGAGGUGCAGCAGGCGGUGCUGUAUGCGCGGGUGCAGCGCUGCAGCAAGCAGAAGCAGCCGGCAGAAAAUCAGAAGAGUGGAGGAGAUGAUAAGAGCAAAACAGCUGAAAGAAAUCCCUCAAAUAUUCUCCCAGGCGAGUUCUACAUCUCCAGACACUCCAACCUGUCGGAGGUCCACGUCGUCUUCCACCUCUGUGUGGACGACAACCUGCGGUCGGGAAGCAUCACGGCGCGCGACCCGGCCAUCAUGGGCCUGAGGAACAUCCUGAAGGUCUGCUGCACGCACGACGUCACCACCGUCACCGUGCCGCUGCUGCUGGUCCACGACAUGUCCGAGGAGAUGACCAUCCCCUGGUGCCUGAAGAGAGCAGAGUUGGUCUUCAAAUGUGUCAAAGGUUUUAUGAUGGAAAUGGCUUCGUGGGACGGAGGGAUCUCCCGCACCGUUCAGUUCCUGGUGCCGAAGAGCAUUUCAGAGGAGAUGUUCUACCAGCUGAGCAACAUGCUGCCUCAGAUCUUCCGUGUCUCUUCCACUCUGACGCUCACCUCAAAGCACUGAUGAGGAAAACCAUUCCAGAUGAGGCCAGGUCACGACCUGAUGAGCCCAGGAAUGGUUUUCACAGGCGCAGCAGAGCGGAGAUCCUGGUCAGACUUUCAUCCAUCCAGAUUUCAUUAGAUGAAGCAGAAAAUCUCGAGACUUUGAAACAGAAAUGAAUGAAAAUGUUUUUCUGCCUGACGGAUCGCUGACGGUCCACCCAGACAACAUCAGAACCAGAACAUCCUCGCUCCUGGCCUGUUCUAGAUCUGAAGUCAGACGUUUGGUGAAUAAAUCCUUCUGGAGGACAUCUGGUUGCUCCUGCUGGUCCGUACUGGAGAUGUUUUGGUUCUAAUCCGCUUUCUUCUCUUCCAGCUUCUGGAAAGACGAGUUCUUUGGAUGAGAUGAUUGUUUUUUCCAGGGAAAUUUGAUUUGAGCUUCCUGGAUUCAUCUCAUUCUAGCUGCUGAUCUAAAAGAAACGCAUCCGGUUCUACUGGAUAAACACGAGCUGGGACGCUGCCCGGCAAGACGCCUGGGCCACUAAAGCAAAUCAUUUCAUAUCUUCCCCUUCCUAAAAUGACGAGCCGAGUCAUUUUUAUCCCAAAUUAUAUUUGCAAAAGAUGACAUGGCCCGUUAUUUUAGGAAUAUUAGCGAUUUAGCUGUUCCUCCCCUCUAACAGUAGGUGGCACUAUUCCUGAAUAUAGAGGAGGAACAAAGUGGAGACCACACACACACACCCAGAUACACACACCCACAUACACACACACACAUACACACACCCCCACACACACAUUCACACAAUGACCCACUUUCAUAAUCUGAACAAGCAUCGAUCCACCUGGGAUUAUUUUCCUGCUUCUGCCCUCAGCGAGUCCAUAAAGAUAUUUACUGUAUUUCUAAUUAAUGUUUUACUAAUAAUAAUAAAGUUGGAGAGCUCA